AUGCCAAGUAAUUCGCAGCAAGAAUAUGACGAUUAUUAUACAGAGGAAUUACCAAAACCUGGUUUAGUUGGCCUGUACUCGGAUCAUAGACCACCUACAUGGUCUUUUAUAAAUGCACAUAAAGGUUUUUCGUACAACAACGAUGAAGUUAGUGAAGAAGAAUUAGAAUCGCCUGGGUAUUCGACUAUAGAUCCAAGACAAGAUUCAAUUGCAGACGCCCCUAGCACAAAACGCAGGCUUUUAAAACUAAAAACCAGCUCAGAAGACCUCUUUCCGGAAAGCCAAACUGUCAGUUACCACUCGAACCCCGAUUUUCAAGUGUUACAUGGAUUCAAACUUCCUAAUUUAAUGCCGAAAAUAAAAUUUCAUCCUAUGCGUAAUUUGAGAAAAAAGUCAGCCACAGAACCGAAUGGACAUAGUGGUGUAGUGGAAACCCAUUACGAAUCGUAUAUCGACAGCGAUUAUGACGAUUAUAUCGGAAUCAAAGAGGAAUUGUACAAAGAAUGCGGAAGAACAAAAGAUGAAUAUUUCUCAAGUCGCAAUUGUGACGGAGAACUUGGAGAAAUUACUAAAGGCACCCAUCCCUGGCUCCUGCUUGCAGUGCUAACUAAAAACAAGCAAAGUAUUCUUUGCUAUGCAACCCUUAUACAUCCACGCGCCGCCAUCACCGCUGCAGACUGUACUUACGGGAUCGCUCCAGGCGAAAUCACUAUCGUCGCCGGUAUGUGGGACCUGAAAGGUGAUAAUGGAGAGCAAUUUCAACAGCGCUUAGCCUCCGUCCAUUCACAUCAGCAGUACUUACCCGGAAAGUUAGCUUAUAACAUUGCUUUGUUGUAUUGGAGGCGUCCCCUUAGAUUGGAUGCAAUGGUACGGCCGGCGUGCAUUUCGGACGCCAACGUCGAUGACGACUGCGUAUUUGUUGGAUGGGGUGGAUACGAUCAAGGCAUUCGACAACGGCCCCAAUGGCAACGCGCAACCAUUUUGUCGCCUCGAAAUUGCGAUGAAAGAAUUUCCACAAAUCAAGAGUUUGAUCUCCCCAUCGAUGCGUUCUGCGCUAUAGUUAACUCGAAGACCACUGUCACUGGCCUGGGCGGACCUUUGAUGUGUCAAACUGACGGUAAAUACUCUGUGGCGGGCUUUGCAAUUUGGCGAGACGAAAUUGUUGUGCUGAUGCGUGCGCGAGAAUGGACUAUACGGGCACUGGUCGCUUUGGGUAUAAAU
Iphiclides podalirius (scarce swallowtail) is the source of this 1221-nucleotide messenger RNA. Lineage: Eukaryota; Metazoa; Arthropoda; Insecta; Lepidoptera; Papilionidae. The record is from the annotation of a GenBank genome assembly.